Aspergillus ibericus CBS 121593 is the source of this 1167-nucleotide messenger RNA. Its product is annotated as FluC/FEX family fluoride channel. The transcript has a single exon. Gene Ontology annotation, molecular function: fluoride transmembrane transporter activity. Gene Ontology annotation, cellular component: membrane. The record is from RefSeq and is a predicted model, not a curated record. Bases 1 to 1167 code for a protein of 388 amino acids. NCBI's taxonomy places the organism in Eukaryota, Fungi, Ascomycota, Eurotiomycetes, Eurotiales, Aspergillaceae. Gene Ontology annotation, biological process: fluoride transmembrane transport.
AUGUCGACCCCCGAGGCGCCGGUGGAAUCGGCGCCCAAGCAGCGCGAGGACGCGGUGCUGCAGCCGCUGUCGCACCCGGCCACGCAGUUCUACACGCUGUCCUACCUCGUCUUCUUCUCCAUCUUCGGGACUUUGGCCCGCCUGGGCCUGCAAGCGCUCACCGUCUACCCGGGCGCCCCCGUCGUCACCGGCGUCCUCUGGGCCAAUGUCGGCGGCUCCCUCUUGAUGGGCUUCUUGCUCGAAGACCAGAACUUGUUCCGCGAAGAAUGGGGCCAGCCGGCCACUGCCCGCCCCCGCGACGACCCGGACGAGGCCCGCGAGCGAGCCAAGCAGCACACCACCGUCAAGAAGACCAUUCCGCUCUACAUCGGCCUCACCACCGGCUUCUGCGGCUGCUUCACCUCCUUCUCCUCCUUCAUCCGCGACGUCUUCCUCGCCCUCACCAACGACCUGUCCACCCCUUCCCACGACCCCAUCGCCUCGCGCAAUGGCGGCUACAGUUUCAUGGCCCUCGUCGCCGUCAUCCUCACCACCGUCGCCCUGAGCCUGGCCGCCCUCAUGUUCGGCACCCAUCUCGCGCUCGCGCUCGACCCCAUCACGCCCACCGUUCCCUUCCGCUUCACGCGCCGCUACCUCGAUCCCCUCGUCGGCCUCCUCGGCUGGGGCUGCUGGCUCGGGGCCGUCUUCCUCGCCAUCUGGCCGCCCGAUCGCCACGAUCCCGCCCCGGAAGUCUGGCGCGGCCGGGCCGUGUUCGCCAUCGUCUUCGCGCCCCUGGGUUGUUUCCUUCGGUUCUACGUCUCGUUGGCGCUGAAUGCACGCCUUCCAGCCUUUCCCCUGGGGACCUUCGCCGUCAAUAUCUUCGGGACCAUCAUCCUGGCCAUGUGCUAUGAUCUGCAGCAUGUCCCCGGGAUUGGGACGGCGCUGGUGGCGGCAACGGCUGCCUCGUCGAUCCUGACGAGCUGCCAGGUUCUGCAGGGCGUGAUGGAUGGGUUCUGUGGCUCGGCCACCACCAUCAGUACCUGGGUCGCCGAAUUGCAUGGCCUGAGGAAGCGCCGGGAUGCCUAUCUGUAUGGCGUCGUGAGUAUCGCCGUGGCCCUGGCCUUCUUUGUCAUUAUUGCGGGGUCGUUGGGCUGGACGCGAGGCUUUGUCGACCCGGUUUGUGGGUGA